AUGGUUGAAAUUCCCAAGACCCAAAAGGCUGUUGUCUUUGAGACUAACGGUGGCCCCCUCAUCUACAAAGACAUUCCUGUUCCUACCCCUGCUUCUGAUGAAAUUCUCGUCAAUGUCAAAUACUCUGGUGUCUGCCACACCGAUCUUCACGCAUGGAAGGGUGACUGGCCCCUUCCCACUAAGCUUCCUCUGGUCGGUGGCCACGAGGGUGCCGGUGUCGUUGUAGGCAAGGGUGAGAACGUCACCAACUUUGAGAUUGGCGAUUACGCUGGUAUCAAGUGGCUCAAUGGUUCAUGCUUGGGCUGUGAGUUCUGCUUGAAGUCUGCUGAAUCUAACUGCCCUGAUGCUAUUCUUUCCGGUUACACUCACGAUGGUUCUUUCCAACAAUAUGCCACCGCUAAGGCUGUCCACGCCGCUAAGAUCCCUCAGGGUACUGAUCUCGCCCAGAUUGCACCCAUUCUCUGCGCCGGUAUUACUGUUUACAAGGCUCUGAAGACCUCUGAGGCACAGCCAGGCAACUGGGUUGCCAUCACUGGUGCCGGUGGCGGUCUCGGUACUCUUGCUAUUCAAUACGCCAAGGCCAUGGGUUUCCGGGUCAUUGGUAUUGAUACUGGUGAUGCCAAGGCCGAGGCUUGCAAGGAGCUCGGCGCCGAAGCCUUUAUCGACUUUGCCACCUCCAAGGACCUGGUCAAGGAUGUGGUUGCUGCCACUCACGGCGGCCCCCACGCCGUGAUCCACGUCGCUGUUUCCGAGAAGGCCAUUGGUGUUUCCACCGAAUACGUCCGUGCCACUGGUGUCAUUGUCCUUGUUGGUCUGCCCGCUGGUGCUUACGCCAAGUCUGAGGUCUUUUCUCACGUUGUCAAGUCUAUUUCCAUUAAGGGUUCUUAUGUGGGUAACAGAGCUGAUACUGCUGAGGCUCUUGACUUCUUUGACCGUGGCCUCAUUACCUGCCCCAUUAAGAUUGUAGGACUUUCCGAGCUUCCUGAGGUCUACGAGCUUAUGGAGAAGGGCCAGAUUGUUGGUCGCUAUGUCCUUGACAACUCUAAAUAG
Magnusiomyces paraingens is the source of this 1050-nucleotide messenger RNA. RefSeq lists its product as uncharacterized. Gene Ontology annotation, molecular function: oxidoreductase activity; zinc ion binding. The coding region runs from base 1 to 1050 and encodes 349 amino acids. NCBI's taxonomy places the organism in Eukaryota, Fungi, Ascomycota, Dipodascomycetes, Dipodascales, Dipodascaceae. The record is from RefSeq and is a predicted model, not a curated record. The transcript has a single exon.